AGGGUGGGGCAUUUAAAACAGGCCACCUGAAUAACUUGGCUUCUAUUGGUGACAGGAAAAAAUGCAUAGGGCCAAAAUUAUUUUGGUACCGAAGAGCUGAUCAUCUGGUAGCGUCACGGAUAAACACCCUGUAUAAUAAUAAUUUAAUCAUUGUCAACAUAUCCAAAUUAUUAAUAGGCACUUGCUGACAUCGAGGUAAAGCUAUCAGGUAUCACGCAGGUGUUGUUGCUAUAGUAACUACAUGGCAACAAAUGCCCCGGCUUCAAGGCUCGCCUAAAAGCCGACGAUCGAAUUUGUAGAAUGUUCACGUUGCUGAACGUGAGGUGCAGAAUAAUUUUAAAUAAAAUCGUGUUCAUUCCUAUAUUCAAGUACGAAUUAAGGUGACGAGCAGGUGUAUAGAAUGAGGUUCAAAAUAUCCACCCAAAAUCGCAACGGCCACAAGCGCCUGGUCACCUGCGUAGCGUGGAGCUCAGCGGAGGAAAUCUAUUCCUGCGGGGAGGAUCAUUUAUUGAUAUCAUGGCAUUUGGAAGGCGGAAUCGCGCAUUCGACCGUCGUUACAGAGUUUCCCGACGAUUUUUACCCGACGGACAUGCAGUGGCACCCGCGACCGAACUACGCGAUGCUUAUUUCUAAAAAACAGUCGUUGGACGUUCUGUUAAUUACGACAGCCGACGGAAAAUAUCAUUUAGUAAAUAAGAGCGGGCGCAUAGAAAAGAGUAUAGAAGCCCACAAAGGGGCAACAACGGUAGGCAGGUGGAGCGGCGACGGUUCUGCACUUAUGACCGCUGGUGAAGACGGACUGAUAAAAGUGUGGUCGCGAAGCGGCAUGCUUCGUUCCGUUAUAGUUAAGAGCUCGUUUCCGGUAUUGUCAGCAGUCUGGAGUGCCGAUUCCACGACACUUUUAUAUUCUCAGGGACCUCACUUAACGUUUCAAUCGCUUAAUUCUAAUUCCAAGCCAAGAAAGCUGUUGGCGCACGAUGGAUUGAUUUUAGUUCUGUGUUGGAGCCACGCUCACGGACUCGUUAUAUCCGGCGGAGAAGAUUGCAGAUACAAGGUGUGGGAUCCAAAUGGUACUCAGCUAUUUUCUAGUAAUUCUGGUGAUCAUCCGGUCACAGCGUUAAGCUGGAGUUACUCCGGAGAUUACUUCGCCGUUGGAUCAUUUAAUACAAUUAAACUUUGCGAUAAAACGGGAUGGUCUCACUCGUUGGAGAAAAUUAACGCUGGGAGCAUUUACAGUAUUGCUUGGUCGAGCGAUAGCACGCAGGUAGCUAUGGCUUGCAGCAGUGGAACUGUAUUAACAGGACAUAUAAUAGACAGGUAUAGGAAAGGUGGACUUUUUUUUAUGGUCAAAUCGAAAGGUACGAUGUUGACAAAUUAUAGGAGAUUGGAGUGGAAUAAUUAUGAGGCGACUUUGGUCAAGAGGAAAGUGAUCGAAGUGAGAGAUGUGGGCAACGAAAUUCGAGAAACAUUAGAGAUAUCAGAUCGCGUGGUCCAGCUGGAAUUCGGUUUCGAACAUUUGGUAGUAAUCACUCCGGCGCAGUGUCACGUUUAUUCAGUGGUGAACUGGAACACUCCUGCUAUAUUCGAUUUGAAGAAUACCAGCGUGUCCGCGGUGAUUCUUGCGGAAAGACACUUUCUGUUGGUCGAGUGGAACAGCGUGUCGUUAUAUAGUUAUCAAGGUCGUUUGCUGGGAACACCAAAAUGGAAAGGGAUGACGCAGGAGCGAAUUUACCCACCCUGCGUGUCGUUAUGUUCCGAUACCCUAGUCGUACGAUCUCAGAGUAACGAAAAACUGCUUCAUGUAUUGGAAGUAGCUUUCAAUAAACCCAUAACGGAGAGCCAAGCUUAUACGCAUCUGCAGAGCAUCGCGAGAGUCGCGUUAAAUCAUAUUGGAGGUGUGACCGAUCGACAAGUAGCGUUGAUCGAUGUAAAUAAAGAUUUGUUUCUAAUUUCUAUAAGAACCACCGGCUUUGGCAGAAUUUGCAAAAUAGCUGCUAUGGCGCAAGACAUCGCGUGGGCGACUGAUGCAAACGUUUUGGCUGCGAUGUUAGACGCAACAUUAUCCGUAUGGUUGUGUCCUAAUUGUGUACACUAUAGUGACCGGAAAAUCAUACGAAAAACGAGAAUCGAUAAAGAAAGCAGUGAAUUCGGAAAGCAACCGAGCAUAGCAAGCGUUCAUAAUGGUAUGGUAAUGAUACGACGUGGUGAUGGAGCGUUAGUGGCUUCUUCUUUCUACACUUUCUUCAUCAGUCUUCAUCAGCACAUAUCGAACAAACGAUGGAAAGAAGCGUUGUUCCUCUGUCGAAUUGCUCAGAACGACAUAUUGUGGACGUGCAUGGCUGUUAUGGCGACUGAUAGCAAAGAAUUAAAUGCUGCAGAAGAGGCGUACGCGGCGAUUUCACGAUACGACAAAGUAGAUUAUAUUCAAUACAUAAAGAGUCUGCCGAAUAAAACGGAGCGACUGGCAGAAAUGGCUCUUCUGUCGGGAGACUUGUUAACCGCGGAAGGCAUACUUUUGCAAAAUGGACUGAUCGAGGAAGCUAUACGAAUUAACAUCGAAAUAUAUAAUUGGAACAGAGCGCUAGAAUUGGCGAUCAGACAUAAAAAGCAACUGGACGAAGUACUGAACGCAAGGAAGGAAUAUUUGCAAGUGAUUAACAAAAAGGAAACGAAUCAGAGUUUCCUCGCGUACAUGGCGAACGUUGCGAAGGCACACGAGGCUACAGGAAAAACUGUGUUCAAAGCAGAAGAAGUCGAACUGCCGGAAAGCGAAAUAGGAGGAAAUGAAAUGCAAAAGAACGAGACGUUUAAUCAAGAUAUGUGAAUCCAUUAUAUAAAUUAUAUCUUUAAUUAAUAUCUGUAGCACUGUCAGAUAAAUUUUAAAGACGUUUUAUACCAAUAGGCGAUGUCAAUGUAUAAUUAUAUUUAAU
Molecule: messenger RNA, 2930 nt
Organism: Ceratina calcarata
Lineage: Eukaryota; Metazoa; Arthropoda; Insecta; Hymenoptera; Apidae
Gene: Oseg5
Product: intraflagellar transport protein Oseg5
Exons: 16
Coding region: 401-2824 (807 amino acids)
Biological process (GO): cilium assembly
Cellular component (GO): cilium; intraciliary transport particle B
Molecular function (GO): protein binding
Source: RefSeq, a predicted model, not a curated record